Messenger RNA from Mixia osmundae IAM 14324, 921 nucleotides. RefSeq lists its product as uncharacterized. Gene Ontology annotation, molecular function: serine-type endopeptidase activity. Gene Ontology annotation, cellular component: membrane. Lineage: Eukaryota; Fungi; Basidiomycota; Mixiomycetes; Mixiales; Mixiaceae. The transcript is spliced from 4 exons. The coding region runs from base 1 to 921 and encodes 306 amino acids. The record is from RefSeq and is a predicted model, not a curated record.
AUGCUGCACCAUCAUGCUGCUCCUGCCCGGCUCAUACUCGCUUUCGGGUGCCCCCUCGCACGCAGAACUAAGCUGAGAGGGCUGUCUACGUCCAGCAAGCGCGAAGAGCAGAAGUCUAUCGGUCGGAUCGAGCUUGUCCCUCAAUCAAAGGCAAGAGAUGAUGAUGGCGACUUUUAUGCGGAAUGGCACCGUGAGAUGCUCGCUGCUGGCUACACGACGCCAUCAGAGCGCUGGAGACCGUCCGUGACAUCGCCCGUCCUGUUUGCGACGGGUCUCUCCGCCAUCUCGCUCGGUUUAGCGGCCUAUCUGACCAACCGAGAUGAAGAGCAUUACAAGCACAAGAUCGAUGGCACUCGCUUCAGAAGCUGGCUCAGAACACAUGGAGCCAUGUACCACCACAUGGGCAAAGCCAGCCGGCUGACAAGAGAAAGUGGCGCUCGCGAUGGCGGCCAGCCAGCUCAGGCAGAGUCGACGACACGCUACCACUUCUUGGCGUUCAUGGUCUGCGGUGGUGUCAUGUCAUCACUCGGGUCGCACCUUUGGGAUUCUCGCAUUGCUUACAACGCGGUAAGGCGGGCACUCAGAGAUGGCAUACGCGCGACGCCCAAGCUGUUCUGGCGCGUUCGACCUGGCUUGGGCGCAUCGGGUGCAGUAUGGUCAGUCGUCUCUUAUACCGCCCUCAGUACACCCGACGCUCGGCUCGGCAUCAUCUUCUUACCUGGAAUUGAUUUUCCCAUUGGCGCGGCUGCUGCUUGCUUGUUUGGUAUCGAUGUGCUUGGUAUGCUCCUCGGCUGGUCCCGCUUCGGCCAUGCAGCCCAUGCGACGGGCGCACUGUUUGGCGUCUUCUGGUUCUACGAAGGCGGCUACAUCUUCGACAGCAUCAGAGCAAAGGUCAGGCAGCUCUCAGAGGCAAUCGCAUAG